AGAGUUGCAACAGUGUUUGGUGAGACGCGUUAGUUUGAACAGCUUUGAUUACUACUCUAGGUGCGUAAAAUCCACUGUGCGUAUUUACGCAUUUGAAUCUUCAACAGCAGACGUAUUUUAGAAUUGUCGCUUACUAGCUGAGCUUGGUGAGGUUCCUUUGGAGAAGAGGAGAUAUGGAUUUGGGGUAUCUGGUGUGUUUAGCGCUGAGCAUCGGUGCUUGGUUCGCCUGUGCGGAGAGACACAGCGUCUACUGGAACGGCUCGAACCCAAACUUCCUGUGGGACGAGUACACAGUGAACGUGCGCAUCAACGACUAUCUGGACAUCAUCUGCCCCCACUACGCUCACGGCGAGGUGCCAUCGCAUUCAGCCGAGCGCUACGUGCUGUACAUGGUGGAGAGGGAAGACUACGAGGUGUGCAAGCCUCACUCCUUCGACCAGCUUCGUUGGGAGUGCUCGCGGCCAUUCGCUCCCCAUGCGCCUGAGAAAUUCUCUGAGAAAUUCCAGCGUUUUACUCCCUUCACCCUCGGCAAGGAGUUCAGACAAGGAGAGAGCUAUUAUUAUAUCUCCAAGCCAAUGCAUCACCACGGCCAGGAGUGUUUAAGGCUGAGAGUGGAUGUUGUCGGGCAUAAAGGAACUGGAAAGCCCAAUCAAGAUAAGUCCAAGGCGGAAGAUACAGGAAAAAGCCCAGAUGGAGGAAAAGGGAAGUUUCCUGCUGCUGCUGGAGGAGUUCACAACCCGUCUAACCGGCUCCCAGCAGAUGACCCUGCUGUGAUGGAGCCAAAUGUCCAGAGGAGCAUCGGCAGCUCAGGAGCACAGCUGGUCUCCUUGUCGCUCUUCUUCACCACCAUCCCAGUCCUAUUAGGCCUGAUGCUACACUAAGGCUGAGCCGGAUGCCACAGCAGAGACAAUGCUAAGCCAAUGCUGGCCAUUGGGACCACAAAUGAGCUCUCAAAGACUUUUUUAUGAACAGAUUUUUUUUAUACAAGAGUGGACAGUGUGUGUUUGUGUGUGUUUGUUUGCGUGAAUGUGGAACGUGGAUCGUUCCAAAGAAGAGGACCUUUUUUUUAUGACUUUAUAAUGAGGAUGGAAGUUCUCAUUUUUAAGAUGCACUCUUUUUUUCGGUCAUUACGAACAAAACUGCGAGCAAACUGAUCAAAAAUACAUAAUGGGUAGUAUCUUUUUUUCAGUCAUUACGAACAAAACUGCGAGCAAACUGAUCAAAAAUACAUAAUGGGUAGUAUCAAAUUUGAAGAAUGACAAGAGGAUUACAUUAUCUUCGUUAUCCUGUGUUUUCACCAUUGGUACAAAGCUGCAUUACACUCCUCAUCUCCAGGUGUUAAUGUCAUUUAUUUUUCUUCCUCUACAUGUAGAGACAUUAUUAAUUCUGUGUAUUGGAAAUGUUGUCGUCGACUGCCAAAGUGGUAUGCAUUAUGUAGGAUUUUUUUUUGUCAUGUUGUUGUGUAGCACUCAGCUCCCUGUUAAAUCUCCCUGAGUCUGUUAUAUCUAUUCAAGUCUGUCAAAGCACCACUGAUACAAAAGCAGUCACUGUGGUUUAGAUGAACAUACACAUUCAGUUCAGUUAUAAGACAACACAAGAAAACAAAUUGUCUUAUUCAGACCAGUGGUUCUCAACCUUUUUUUCUGCCUUUUUUGGCUCACAAGCCCUUAAAGUGAUGCCUACAGCUGCCCAUGCAGAUUAAACAGUAAAGUUAAUUGUGCUUUUUUACGUUUGAUAAUAUUAAAAAUUUGAUUUGGAUCCUGCCCAGGGACAACAGAUGCAAAUUAGCCACUAGCUAACUCUGUUGCAAUUACUUUUAAUUGUACGCCGUGCCUGCAAAAACAAACAAUAAUAAAAUACAUUUAUUUUUUGUGUCACAAGUCGUCACUAGUCGAUUACGUGUUCUCCGGAGGGAUUGUGACCUGAGGUUGAGCGCCACGCAGACACAUUAAGAUUCAUUAUAUAACUAACAGGGGUUUUAGGGAGCUGAGCUUCUCCAGUGCUUAUGGUAAUUCAUUCAUUUCUACUGUACAUGGUACACUGGUGUGCAGAUGUGGUUCCACUCGCACAUUGUCAAACCUCAAACUGAAGGGAAUUCCCAGAAUACACUUACAGAUGUUUGUUUUCUUGUUCUGGUGUCAUUUUGUAAAUGUUUAUAUGUAAAUGUGUAUAUAGAAAAAACUAUAAGAAACUGUUUUAUGAUGUGAAAAAAAUCUUCAGUGAAAUAAAAAAAAGUGAUGUAAUGAAAA
Epinephelus fuscoguttatus (brown-marbled grouper) is the source of this 2249-nucleotide messenger RNA. It is a transcript of the gene efna1b, whose product is annotated as ephrin-A1b. Lineage: Eukaryota; Metazoa; Chordata; Actinopteri; Perciformes; Serranidae. The transcript has 4 exons. The record is from RefSeq and is a predicted model, not a curated record. The coding region runs from base 174 to 881 and encodes 235 amino acids. Gene Ontology annotation, cellular component: plasma membrane. Gene Ontology annotation, molecular function: ephrin receptor binding. Gene Ontology annotation, biological process: ephrin receptor signaling pathway; axon guidance.